Toxotes jaculatrix (banded archerfish) is the source of this 3020-nucleotide messenger RNA. Its product is annotated as probable G-protein coupled receptor 160. Lineage: Eukaryota; Metazoa; Chordata; Actinopteri; Toxotidae. The transcript is spliced from 2 exons. Gene Ontology annotation, cellular component: signaling receptor complex; plasma membrane. The record is from RefSeq and is a predicted model, not a curated record. The coding region runs from base 179 to 1279 and encodes 366 amino acids.
GUCAUACACCUGCACCGAGGAUUGUUGAUGAAAGCAUGUAGGGCCUUCAGCUCACACUACUGGAUGACAGCUAAGCACAGGGAUCUCUACUGAGUGUCACUGGACUACAAUAACUCCGAGCAGAGAGUUCUCCCUGGAGCAUCUUGAUACUGAACUGAGCAUUACCGCAAUAACAUAAAUGCUGCCAGAGUUGCCAGCGUCUCUGGCAACGAGCCACACUAUCAAAAUGCUGGCCAUUAUAAAGGAAUGGAAGGAGAGGUCUGGCAUUCAUACAGACAACACUGAGAUGUAUCUGUUACUUAUGCUUUUCAAGUUGGGACUGGACGCGGUGGUCUUUUACCUAUGCUGUCGGAAGCUGCAUACCUCCUUUUUAAGCAUGUGCAGCCGGUCCAUCAUCCUGGCUGACUUGGUGAUGGUGUUUUGUAUGUCGACUGUGUGGUUGCUCGGGGCUGAAAGGUCUCUUGUGUCACCCUGCUUCCUUUUGGCUCAUACCUCGGCGACAUUUGCAGCACUGCCACUGCCCAUGACAUGUUUGGGUUUAUUGGACUACUGUAUAGAAGAUACCUGCAUUGGCAACCAGAGCGCCCUCUGCAAAUUCCUCAGGAAUUUGGUCUUGACAUUGCUGUUGUGGAUAGUAGCUGUUAUUUACUCCUUUGGAACCAUGAACGCUAAGCUGAUAGAACUAGAUUAUGAGACAGGGGUAAAGGCUGUGGUUUGUGAAGUUGAGGGGUCUAUGCUAGUUACCUACUUCACUUUGGGCCUUUUCACCAUAGUACUUUUCGCAAUGCUGCCCUUUUGGUCAAGAAUUCUCCAGUGGGUGAAAGAGGCUGACAGGAUAUCUGAACUGAGGGAAGAACAAGAGAACCAGAGGAGCGACUUCUUCACUUCAACCCCCUCCACGGAAACAAAAAGGUGUCAAGAGAAGUAUCUGGAAGAGACCAUCUAUCCACGACCGCCUCUGUGGUUCAGCCUAACUCUGGGCUUUACUAUGUUUUGGAUGCCUUAUCUUGCAAUAUCUGUAAUGUGCCUGGUCUUUGGCUAUGGAGUACCCGCCUACAUCACUGUUAACCUUCUAUGGCUGGAGUGCACCAACAGUUUACUGGUGGGUGUGGUGUUCUGGGUGAAGAGCAAGUCGCAAGGGCCAUACAGCCAUCUACCAGAAAAUGUGUGCCUAUGGAACGUUUACUGGCAUUUGAGUAAAGGAACGUGGCAGCAGCAGCGCCCUACAGCUGUGUUCAACCCAUCAAAAGCGAAGAGAAACACUCUUCUCUAUGUGUAAUACAAACACGUUCAACAAUGACCCAUCACACACCUGACAGCACAUGACAAAAGUGAAACCAGUGAUACGAGGAAGUCAAUUAAAACAUAAGAAUGUCCAAACCUCUAUGGUUAAUUCACCUAUGUGAAUAUCAUAACAGUCAAUAAGCGUAUUGAAGACACAGAAAUGCUGCAUCUCUCAUGUCUCCAUCAGCACAUACAUGAGUUCCCUGGAACUGAACAGGAAAGUGAUGCAGUUCAGAAGAGACUGCGACCGGACUUCUGUGUCUGUGGCCACUCACAGCAACUCUAAACUUCUGUAAAUAUUUUCUAGUUGCAUGUGUAUAUGCUUGUCAUAUAGUCCUAUUUAAAUAUCAUUUCAUAUUUAGGGGAAAAGGUAUGAUGACUAUUUAUUUUUCUGCCUUUUGCUUAAAUAGAUCCAGUUUGGUCUAAUCUGCUCUUUUCAGCAACAUAAGUUUAAUGUGUACAGAUCAUAAAGCUCCAGAACAGAUACUUAACGGAGACUGUGAUGAGAUGUUUUCUCGGCUGCUGUUGUGAAGCCUCAUUUUCUCAAUCAGCUUCUUACCAUGAGCAGCAGCAUCCUACAUGGACAUACAGUGUUGAUGUCAGGUUACAACAGUGCUGGUUGUUUCACAUGACAGAUCUGUGACUGUGCUAUUUUCGCUGUGCUCUUCUCACUGUUUUUAAAUGCGUUGGGCUCAGUCAGGAAAAGAUAACAACACAUACUUUUAACAAUGAACCAGUCAAUGGUGAAGUUGUUUGCUUUUGUUUCCAGCACUGAUCAAACCGCACAGUCCUGAUGAAGCUGAUGAUUUUAUACCUAAUAAUAGCUAGUGACUCUAAAUUUGUUCAUUGACUUUCUCUAGUCACGAAUAGCCUGUGUCACUCAAAGAAAAUUAGUACAUGCCACAAACGUGUUCACUGAAGGUAGCUUAUUUCAGGCAGCACUACAUGCAUCCUAAUUAAUACAUCUAUUGGUCAAUGCUGUAUUUUUAAAACUACAAAAUGUAAUGACCAUCUGUGCUGACAUGCACAUGGUAAAUCAGGUAAGGUAUUUCCAAUGCAGAGGGCUGGUUAUUAGACAACUCUGAAUUGGCUACUUUAUCAAGCUUGCUAAAUGCACUCAAACAUGCAGUAAACCAAUAAUUUCAGCAACUGGAUUCAUUAACUUAUUCUGAAUUGAAAGAGUUGAAAUGAUUCCAUGUUGAGACAGAUGCUCACACAGGAACACAGCUCAGUGACAAGUUACCAUGGCCUGAAUAUGUAAAUAUUAAAUUUCAUUUCCUUAAGUUCAACAAGUGAAUUCAGGUAUAAUAAAGUGCCAGAUAAAGAAGUCAGAAAUUUAAUAAAAAACAACUAGGUUGAUAACAGGUGUACUUGUCAAACAAUCUGCUGUUCAAAGUCAUUUAAAUUCAAACACUGAAUGCACCUUUCACAGACAGGUAUGUGCAGUGUGUUCUCAUGUACAUAUUAUUUACCUGUUACAAUGUAUUUGGAAACUAUCACAUCAAUGAAUUUCUAUGUUUCUGUUACAGAGAUAGAUUUUGUAUUUAUUUUACCUGGUAUAAAUGGUGGUUCUGAUUCAUACUGAUUGAAUUCAUUCCACCACCCUUCUUUUCAAAAACACUCUGCCAGCACCACCUUCUGUUCUCCUGUAGCCUGUCCUACUGUCUACCAUAUCAAAUCUGUCUGGGAUGUACUGGAUGUGAAAAAUGUUUUAAGCAUCAAUAAAACAUCUACAA